Messenger RNA from Carassius gibelio (silver crucian carp), 3786 nucleotides. RefSeq names its product NADPH oxidase 5. Gene Ontology annotation, cellular component: plasma membrane; NADPH oxidase complex. Gene Ontology annotation, biological process: defense response; superoxide anion generation. The record is from RefSeq and is a predicted model, not a curated record. Bases 588 to 2750 code for a protein of 720 amino acids. NCBI's taxonomy places the organism in Eukaryota, Metazoa, Chordata, Actinopteri, Cypriniformes, Cyprinidae. Gene Ontology annotation, molecular function: calcium ion binding; superoxide-generating NAD(P)H oxidase activity. The transcript is spliced from 15 exons.
UAUAGCGAUGAGAAGAGCAGUAUGGGUCGUACUGAGGGCCACUCAGCAGGCGCAGGGAUGUCAGGGGCAGCUGCUGCUGUACAAGAUAGUGAAUGUCCAUAACAAUACUGCCCAGCCUCCCUCUGUAUGUCUCUCUCUCUCUCUUUUCCUCUGAAAGGUGGUUUACUGGUCUAGCUGCAACAGCAACAACUUGAGACCGCAAAAAAAAAAAAAAAUCUCUCUCUGUAUCUUUUUCAUUUUUGCCUGUGUAUUUGAAAAAGAAUAUCAUCAAAAUUAGAAAGGAAAUACUUGCUUACCACAAAUUUACAUCUAAAGGUAAUGCUUUCUCUUGUUUAAAUGGGACAUUGUCUAAACUUUGUUUUUAGACCCAUGGAUUAUUAUUGCAUGUCAUCUAUCUAUCCAUCCAUCCAUCCAUCCGUGUUUGUUUCUGUUAGGCAAUAUGUGUACAUUACAACUGUCUUAAGAAGUGUAUGUUUCCAGCAAAUGUUUACAUGUAUGCCGUUAUGGACUAAAUAUGAUUCUGAGAGAAGAUUGAGACUACAUUUGUCUUCGAUGAAAACAGUGUGUGUGGACUGUGAAGCAGAGACAUGAGUAUAGAUGAAGACACUCGUUGGCUGGAAUGGGUCACCAAGCAGUUUGAGAGCAUUGCAGGAGAUGAUAAAGAAAUCGACUUGGAUGAGUUUAAAACCGCUCUGAAAGUAAAAGAGUCAUUUUUUGCGGAGAGGUUUUUCGCCUUGUUUGACUCUGAUGGCAGCGGCUCCAUCAGUCUGGAUGAACUUCUCGAGGCUUUAGAUCUUCUGAUCCAUGGCAGUGAGACGGACAAACUACGUUUCCUCUUCCAGGUCUACGAUGUGGAUGGAAGUGGUUCCAUAGACCCAGAUGAGUUACGUACGGUUCUGAAAUCCUGUCUGCGUGAGAGUGCGAUCUCGCUCCCCGAGGAAAAGCUGGAUGACCUGACGCUGGCGCUGUUCGAAUCUGCCGAUCAAGAUAACAGUGGCUCCAUCACGUUUGAAGAGCUGAAGGCGGAGCUGGAGAACUUUCCUGAAGUUAUGGAGAACCUCACCAUCAGUGCCGCCAACUGGCUGAAACCUCCUGAUCUGGAGCCGAAAAAACGCAAGACUCCUCGUUACCUGACGCGGUCGUACUGGCACAACAACAGCCGCAAGCUGCUCUUCCUCUGCAUGUACUCUCUUCUGAACGUGCUCCUCUUCAUCAUCGCUAUGCUGAAGAACAAACAUGGAGGCCCCUGGUUCAUGGUGGCCAGAGGCUGCGGCCAGUGUCUCAACCUCAACUGCACUUUUGUUAUGGUGCUGAUGUUGAGGCGUUGUCUGACGUGGCUACGUGCCACCUGGUUGGUAAGGGUCUUCCCUUUGGACCAGAACAUUCUACUGCAUCAGAUCGUGGGCUACGCUAUCUUGAUCUUCAGCAUUGUGCACACUGGCGCUCACGUCAUGAACUUUGCCCGAAUGUCUCAGAAUGAUGGCAUGUACCAGCUGUGGGAGUAUCUUUUCACCGUCCGUCCCGGGAUUGGCUGGGUCGAUGGCACCGCCUCCAUCACGGGCGUAGUUCUGCAGGUUCUCAUCUGCUUGAUGGUGGUGUGCUCCAGCACGUUCGUCAGACGCAGUGGUCAUUUUGAGGUGUUCUACUGGUCUCAUCUUUCCUACGUCUGGGUUAUGGCCCUGUUGAUCGUCCACUGUGCAAACUUUUGGAAGUGGUUUGUGGCACCGGGACUGAUAUUCCUCAUUGAGAAACUUGUUGGAAUAGCAGUGUCCCGCAUGGGUGGGCUGUACAUAGUUGAAGUCAACUUAUUGCCCUCAAAGGUAACACAUUUGGUGAUCAAGAGGCCUCCAUUCUUUCAAUUUAAACCUGGAGAUUAUGUGUAUAUAAACAUUCCUGUUAUUGCCAAGUAUGAGUGGCAUCCGUUUACCAUCAGCAGCGCUCCUGAGCAGCAAGAUAUGCUGUGGCUCCAUGUUCGUUCCAUGGGCCAGUGGACAAACCGCUUGUAUGAGUAUUUCAGACAGUCGGAGAGUCAAACCGUUAGCAACAAGAGGCUCACCGCCAGCCUGAGGAGCAGACGCCACAAGAGCAGAACGCAGCUUACAGCGAAAUUAAGUGAAAAUCACAGAUAUUGUAACAUUAAGUGCUAUGUGGACGGACCUUUUGGCACCCCAACUCGACAGAUCUUUGCAUCUGAGCAUGCGGUGCUUAUCGGCGCUGGAAUCGGCAUCACUCCCUUUGCAUCCAUUUUACAGAGUAUUAUGUGCCGUUAUCGCAUGAGAAAGCAAAACUGCCCAAACUGUAAUUACUCUUGGUGUGAAACCAUCAAAGACAACGAAAUGAAACUGAGGAAGGUGGACUUCAUUUGGAUCAACCGAGAUCAGAAAUCCUUUGAGUGGUUUGUGAGUCUGCUGACCAAUCUGGAGAUGGACCAGGCAGAUGAGGAGCCAGAGGGCCGUUUUUUGGAGAUGCACAUGUACAUGACUUCAGCCCUCAGUAAGAAUGAUAUGAAGGCCAUAGGUCUGCAGAUGGCUCUGGAUCUGCUGGCCAAGAAAGAGAAGAGAGAUUCCAUCACUGGCCUGCGCACACGUACACAGCCAGGCAGACCAGAUUGGGCCAAGGUUUUCCAGAAAGUGUCUGAAGAGAAAAAAGGAAAGGUUCAUGUUUUUUAUUGUGGUUCUCCUGCUCUUGCCAAACUCAUCAAGGCCCAGUGUGAACAUUUUGGCUUCAGCUUCUACAAGGAACAUUUCUGAAGAAUUUACAAUAUUUUGUUUGCUUGAAAUCCUACAAAUGAUAACAUAAUCAUCUGACAAUCUGAUCUUGCCGAUGUGUUUGAUGUUGUACGUUUUGUAAAUUGCAUGUUGUUGUAUGUUUUCAGUUUUACACCUUUAAUGAAAAUGUGCUGUUGUUGUUGUUGUUGUUGUUGUUUUUAAGAAAUGCCUUUUCUGGUUAUUAUGAAUAUGCAUCAUGUAAACAUAUUUUUCUCCAGUAAGAGAAUAGUCACUGCAGUUGGUGUAAUGAAAAAAUUUGUCAUGUAAAUUAUAAUAUGAAUUAAUUUACUCUAGAAUAUACAGUUGGAAAUAUUAGUUGCAUAUAAAUAUAUAUUUUAAGGUGUCCUUGUUACUGUGCAAUUAUACAUUUAAGUACUGAGAAAUAUUAAUUAACUACAUGUACUUAAUAUAUGGUUAGGGUUAUGAUGAGGGCUUGGUUUAGUGAUACUUGCAUGAAAGAAGGCAUAAUUGUGUGUUAUUAUAAUAGUAAGUGCAUGAAGCAUGUAACAAGGACACCUCAAAAUAAAGUUUCCCCCCCCCAAAAAAAAAUAUGACAUAACAGAUGACAUAAACAAUUUACAUUGCCAAGUCAUAAUAAUUUAAAAAUAAUUAUAAAUAUUGCAUAAAAUAUGACCAUAUAUACACUAUAGAAGUAUUAAUAUUUUUAAUUACUUGUAAUUAAUGUAGGCUACUAUUUAUGUCUAAGUGUUCCUGUAGCUCAGUUGGUAGAUUGGUUGGGAUUUCGAUUCCCCGGAAACACAUGAUGGGUAAAAAAAAAUUGAUAGCUUGAAUGCACUGUAAGUCUGCUAAAUGCAUACAUUUAAUUUAAUUUAUGUGUAAGUGUUUUAACUGUGUUUUAACUAUUGUUUUAAAGUGUAAAAAUGUUUGAAAUCGUUAGCGAAUGUAACAAAUAGAAAUAUGUUGAAAAUACCUGUCGCAUUGUGUUUCUUGUUCUGUUUUUAAGAAACUGUAGGAAUUCUCAUCAGAUUUCCUAAAAUAAACAGUAAAACGCAGACAA